AUGGGCGCUGUAGCCAGAACGACGAACCGAUCUAUGACGCCUCGGAAGCCCAUGACAGCAGCGUCCCUGUCUAGGAAACCAGCAAAACCAAAUGGAAGCAUUCUAAACUUUUUCCAAAAGACGCAGCGCCCCGAAGGGUCUCUUUUUGUCGGAGCUGCCACUGGUUUUACGGGUCAUGUCGAGGACAAUUGCGGGAGAGAUGAUGAUCAACGUGAUGAGUCGACGUCGCCCAACAAGAAGCGAAAGGUCAGCGGAGAGCAAGGAAUCGCGUUGCGAGACGAGGAAAAUUCAUCCUCUGGACAAUUCGAAUGCUCCAAACUCGGCGAUCCAAAAUACCCCAAGAACAAUUCUCGGCUCAGGGUACCUUUUCUCAUGGAUUCUGACAGCGAUGGCGACGAUGGCGACGACGGCGACGGCAACUACGACAACAGACGGGACACGAGUCCUUCGCAUACCUGCAAUUCAAUACCUCAGUCUCUCGACAUCCCUUCCAAACAAGACCUCAAACCAUCAACGUGCAAGCCCCAUGAUGAACAGCACUCAGUCUCUGGAAACACUGCCGGAGAGGAGCAUGUUAGCCCGCUGUACGACAAGUUCUCGGAACUCGAGGGUGAUGCAGAAAUGGACCUUCUAGAUCUAGAUGGUUUCGAAGGCGAAGAGUUGCGAGAAAUGAGAUUUAUGCAGGAACAAGCACGCCUGGAGGCCGAAGAAGCCGGCACUUUAAAUGAGGAUUUCGGUGAAGACUUCUUUAUCGAUGAAUCGGCAACCCAGAGCUGUCCAAUCUGUAAUGGAAACUUGACCAGCCUCUCCAUGGACGAUGCGACUCGGCAUGUCAACUCGUGUUUGGACGGCAACCCAAUACCGUUGCCUAGUCCGAAGCCAGAAAAGCCGAAACGGCCACCGGUAGAAACCCAAGCCGCGGAGAUCAGCAAAAGAUUCGCACGUGCGGCGAUUCCAAGACCAGGUCAAGCAAGCCCUUUCCAACUAGAAAAUGGCACCAAGGCAUGCAGCGCCAAAUCGGCCUUUUCGGAGCUCAUGUCAAACAAAGCUGAAGAUUCUGCAUGGGCCGCCGCCGCCGCCGCCGAGAACGCUUCGAGGGGGCGCCCAGCCUACGAGAGAACAUGCCCUUUUUACAAAAUCAUACCCGGAUUCAAUAUUUGUGUCGACGCGUUCCGGUACGGAGCUGUCAAGGGCUGCAAGGCGUAUUUCCUCAGCCAUUUCCAUAGCGAUCAUUACAUUGGACUUACAGCCAACUGGACUCAUGGUCCAAUUUACUGCAGCAAAGUGACGGGCAGCCUCGUCAAGCAGCAGCUCAGGACUGCCGCAAAGUGGGUUGUGGAAAUGGAAUUCGAGAAGUCAUACGACAUUCCCGGAACAGACGGCGCCACGGUGGUCAUGAUAGCCGCAAACCACUGCCCCGGGAGCUCACUGUUCCUGUUUCAGAAGCCAGCCGAGACCGGUCCGAAGCGAAGAGGGAAGCGAAUCCUACACUGCGGUGACUUUCGAGCUUGUCCGUCACAUGUCAAUCACCCACUGAUGAGACCUGACGUCAAAGACGAGCUCACGGGGAAGCUUAGCCAACAAGUCAUCGACAUUUGCUAUCUGGAUACUACCUAUCUCAAUCCGAGAUACUCUUUUCCCCCACAAGACGAUGUCGUCAAGGCUUGUGCCGACUUAUGUGCCUCUCUCUCGCCGGAUCCGAACUGCAAAGAUGACGUGUGGGAAAAGGGCGCCAAAGAGGAAGGAACACGCGCUGUGAGCAAAUACUUCCAAAGAGAGAAGCAAAGUGGCGAAUCAAAAGACUUGCCAAAGUCGAAGCUGACGUCCCGGCUUCUCAUCAUAUGCGGCACAUACUCGAUUGGAAAAGAGCGGAUUUGCGUUGCCAUUGCCAAGGCCCUCAAGACCAAGAUAUAUGCCAACCCUGGAAAGAUGAGGAUCUGCAAGCAGCUUGACGACCCAGAGCUCUCUGACUUGCUGACUUCCGACCCUAUUGAAGCUCAGGUACACAUGCAGUCACUCAUGGAAAUCCGGGCCGAAACGUUGCAGGAGUACUUGAACGGAUAUAAACCACACUUUAGCCGCAUUGUGGGUUUUCGUCCCACUGGUUGGACCUACAGGCCGCCGAAUGGUAAGCAGAUAACGGCGAAUACCUCGCCGUCCACCAUAUCCACUCAGCAGCUUCUCCACGGCAGAAGUUGGAGGACAAGGUUCGCAUACAAAGAUUUCGUAGCACAGAGAGGGAGCACCAAAGAAGCCAUGUGUUUCGGUGUCCCCUAUUCGGAACACAGUAGCUUUCGGGAGCUAGCCAUGUUCAUUAUGAGCUUGAGGAUAGACAAGGUCAUUCCUACUGUCAACGUCGGGAGUGAACAGUCUAGGAAGAGGAUGAAGGGAUGGCUAGAUCGAUGGUCAUCCGAGAGGAGGCGCGGGGGCCUGACUCAUCCACUAGUGGAAGGUCAAGAUGAUGAGGAUAACAAGAGAACAUUAUUAUUAUGGGACGACAGAUCCGGAAAGGGAGGCGGUGUCUGGUGGUGA
Messenger RNA from Ustilaginoidea virens, 2532 nucleotides. RefSeq lists its product as uncharacterized. Lineage: Eukaryota; Fungi; Ascomycota; Sordariomycetes; Hypocreales; Clavicipitaceae. The transcript has a single exon. Gene Ontology annotation, biological process: protection from non-homologous end joining at telomere; double-strand break repair via nonhomologous end joining; interstrand cross-link repair. Gene Ontology annotation, molecular function: damaged DNA binding; 5'-3' DNA exonuclease activity. The coding region runs from base 1 to 2532 and encodes 843 amino acids. The record is from RefSeq and is a predicted model, not a curated record.